Musa acuminata AAA Group (dessert banana) is the source of this 288-nucleotide messenger RNA. RefSeq names its product NRR repressor homolog 1-like. The coding region runs from base 1 to 288 and encodes 95 amino acids. The transcript has a single exon. Gene Ontology annotation, biological process: regulation of systemic acquired resistance. NCBI's taxonomy places the organism in Eukaryota, Viridiplantae, Streptophyta, Magnoliopsida, Zingiberales, Musaceae. The record is from RefSeq and is a predicted model, not a curated record.
AUGGAGAAGUUCUACGCUUUGAUCGCGAACAUCAGAGCGAUCAGAGACUCCCUGAGGAGAAGCCAACGUAAGAGGCUGAGAAAGGAAGCGGCGAAGCCUGUUUGGAAGCCGAGGUUCGAGAUGGAAGACUUCAUGCAUGAGGAGGAGGAGGAGGACGAAGAGGAAGGCAGUGGUAGCUCGGCGAUCGGCGCGUCGAGACCUCCGAAGCAAAGGAGAAAGAAGGAGGAGAGGGAGGAGGUGGGAGAAGGAGGGAAGAGUCAUGGCUUAGAUCUGUGUCUUUCUCUCUGA